UGGAAUCGGAAUGCCUUCUAUGCCAGGGAUGCCACCUAUGCCAGGAAUGUCAGCUAUGUCAGGGAUGUCAGCUAUGCCAGGAAUGUCAGCUAUGCCAGGGAUGUCAGCUAUGCCAGGAAUGCCAUCUAUGCCAGGGAUGUCAGCUAUGCAAGGAAUGAUGGGAAAUAG
This is a messenger RNA of Lottia gigantea (owl limpet), 168 nucleotides long. RefSeq lists its product as hypothetical. The transcript has a single exon. The record is from RefSeq and is a predicted model, not a curated record. NCBI's taxonomy places the organism in Eukaryota, Metazoa, Mollusca, Gastropoda, Lottiidae. The annotation marks the transcript as partial.